CGAAAUCAAACACACGAAGAAAUCCCAAACUUCCUCUUUGACGUAGUUACACACGUGUCGUGAGCUCAUAUUUAGCCUGAAAACCGUAGCAGAUCUCUAGAAAUAAUCGACUGCGUUAUCAAAAUGCCUAAAGUUAAAGCGGAAAAGAAAACGCGACAACACCAAGACGUGAAAAGUCAAGGAAUCAUGUUCAACACUGGUAUCGGGCAGCAUAUUCUGAAAAAUCCCCUGGUGGUUAAUGGCAUUAUUGAGAAGGCAGCCUUGAGACCUACAGAUGUGGUCCUGGAGGUCGGUCCUGGAACUGGAAACAUGACCGUAAAACUUCUGGAAAAGGCCAAAAAAGUAGUCGCAUGUGAGCUGGACACGAGGCUUGUAGCUGAACUUCAGAAACGAGUGCAGUGCACGCCGAUGCAGACAAAGUUACAGAUUUUGGUUGGUGACGUUUUGAAGACUGAACUGCCAUUUUUUGAUGUGUGUGUAGCAAAUUUACCCUAUCAGAUAUCAUCACCAUUUGUCUUCAAGCUACUUCUUCACAGACCUUUCUUCAGAUGUGCAGUGCUGAUGUUCCAGAGAGAGUUUGCUAUGCGGUUGGUGGCGAAGCCUGGAGAUAAACUCUACUGCAGACUAUCAAUCAACACACAACUACUGGCAAGAGUGGACCACCUCAUGAAGGUUGGAAAAAACAAUUUCAGACCUCCUCCUAAAGUGGAAUCUAGUGUGGUCAGGAUAGAGCCAAAAAAUCCACCACCACCCAUCAAUUUUCAGGAAUGGGACGGUCUUGUCAGAAUUGCGUUUGUAAGAAAGAACAAAACUCUGAACGCAGCCUUCAAGUCUACUGCUGUUGAGCAGCUUUUGGAGAAGAACUACAGAAUUCACUGCUCCAUGCACAACAUAGAAGUACCAGAGGACUUCAGCAUUAUCCAGAAAAUUGAGGGCGUUCUACAGGAAGCUGGGUUUAGUGAAAAACGGGCAAGAUCGAUGGACAUAGAUGACUUCAUGGUAUUACUUCAUGCGUUCAACUCUGCUGGGAUCCACUUUUCAUGAAGCGCAAAUACAGGAUGUCUGGACUGUAUAUUCAUAUUGAUAUCACAUUUUAAUUAUAGUGUGCCUUUUAUUUAGAUGUUAAUCUCAAGGUGCUAUAUUAUUAUGCGAAAAUGUUCAAUAACACCAUAUUUUUCACUUAAGCCUAUUUGAGAAAUGUGUG
Molecule: messenger RNA, 1204 nt
Organism: Tachysurus vachellii
Lineage: Eukaryota; Metazoa; Chordata; Actinopteri; Siluriformes; Bagridae
Gene: dimt1l
Product: DIM1 dimethyladenosine transferase 1-like (S. cerevisiae)
Exons: 12
Coding region: 124-1044 (306 amino acids)
Biological process (GO): rRNA methylation
Cellular component (GO): mitochondrial matrix
Molecular function (GO): rRNA (adenine-N6,N6-)-dimethyltransferase activity
Source: RefSeq, a predicted model, not a curated record